GCAAGAGUCUCAUUUUGGUGCAUCUCCUUGGAUGGGAUCUUGGCGAGGUCGAAUUCAACGAAUCUGGUUCACACCAAUUUUCGAUCAGUUAGCCGAUUGCCGAAGGAAAUGGAUGUUGUUGGUAAGGCCAGCUAUGGUAGGCGUGGGAAGCCUAAUUUUCAAGCCGACAAAGGGGCUCUAGUUCCCUUAAUGAAUUUCGACAGCAUGGGUUUGAAGAGGAUCGAUAAAGAUGGGAACAUGAUUGGGAGUAUACGAAGGUGACUGGGGGUCCUUGUGCUUGUUAGGAGAAGGCCUAUACCUUCUUGGUUGUUCUUCUUUAAGAACAAAUAGGGCAGCAACUUAUGGAUUGGGGACUGUUUGUUUUUGGAAUCCCUUGCUCUCCCCAAUUAACUGGUUAAAUAAAUGAGGAUGUCUAGU
Messenger RNA from Rubroshorea leprosula, 417 nucleotides. NCBI's taxonomy places the organism in Eukaryota, Viridiplantae, Streptophyta, Magnoliopsida, Malvales, Dipterocarpaceae. The record is from the annotation of a GenBank genome assembly.